AUGACCUUCAAUCCAACGAUCGUAAAGACACCCAUCACACCUCCCACCGCCACCAGUGAAUCGAAUCAGUCUCUGAUGACCGAGGACGCCACCGUCAGCAAAAGUGUGGAAAUGGUUCGACCCUUCCUCAAGGGCAUUGAAGACAACUCGGUGCUCAUCGACAUUACAGGUUUGCCUAAUCAACAGCUCUUACGAGAGGCUCUGCAAGCAUUCAACAAAGAUGCUCAUCUCAGAAAAGGCUACAACGAUUAUAUCGGCAAAGUAUCUCGCACUCGCAAGUAUAUGAAUCGAGAGAUCAUGGAAACAUGUUGGAUCCACGACAGCCCUGGCCACAUCGCAAUCCUGCAGGGCUUCAAUCUGACGGAUGAAGCCUUUGUCAAGGGUUUCCCCUCUCUUCCAGCUAAUGAUACUAUAGUUAAUGUUCGUUUAGACAGACUACCCAUGGAGCCAGUUCCUGUCCUGAAAUCUUUGAUCAAAGAUAGACUGUCACAUUUUGGAGAAGUCUUGGGCUAUGGCAUCUCCUUCACUCAGGGCGACUACGUCGGACAAGGCUAUGCCACUCUGAACAUCACCCCCAAGCCAGACGAACCUGCGUAUGAAAUCUUGGAUCGAAUUAUCUACUUCAGAUUGGAUAAUGGCACCAACCGUCAGGUCCUUCUCAAAUGGCAAGAUAUGCCAGAUUUUUGUCGUCUCUGUCAAAAACCGGAUCAUUGCAAAGCCGAUUGUCCUGAUGCCAAGAGGAUAACACUGACACCCCCCAACAAGAAGCCCACUACGAUCUCCAGGAAAGAUCGCAAGGUACCUACUCCCAUCAUUCCCCGAGAGCCCAACCCUCCCAUUGGCCCUAGAGUGGUAGUAGUCAAGACCCAGGAAACCACAGACACUGAGUCAGUCAAGAAGCAACAAGCCUGA
Molecule: messenger RNA, 912 nt
Organism: Mucor velutinosus
Lineage: Eukaryota; Fungi; Mucoromycota; Mucoromycetes; Mucorales; Mucoraceae
Exons: 2
Coding region: 1-912 (303 amino acids)
Source: RefSeq, a predicted model, not a curated record